Molecule: messenger RNA, 1627 nt
Organism: Stomoxys calcitrans (stable fly)
Lineage: Eukaryota; Metazoa; Arthropoda; Insecta; Diptera; Muscidae
Product: D-2-hydroxyglutarate dehydrogenase, mitochondrial
Exons: 6
Coding region: 74-1582 (502 amino acids)
Cellular component (GO): mitochondrion
Molecular function (GO): catalytic activity; FAD binding
Source: RefSeq, a predicted model, not a curated record
CUCAGUUCUCGUUUAGCAUUUUGAUUAUGCGUUUGCUUUUUCAUAAUAUUUUGUUAGCUAAUCCGUUGAAAAGAUGUUACGUUUAAGAAAUGUAACAAAAAUUGGAAAUUCCUUGAUACCAACAUUUCGCUCAUUCUCUUCUCCUGGAUUGCCAGAAUUGACACAGGUACGACACAAUGUCAAACGGGGUGAUUAUGCCGAAUUAACUGGCAAUGAUGUGACCUUCUUUGAGUCGUUAAUUGGUGCAACCAAUUUGUUGCAAGAUGGCCCGGACGAUUUGCAAGGCUACAAUGUCGACUUUUGGCACAGCGUGAGAGGCAGCAGUAAAUUGGUGCUGAAGCCUGGAUCAACUGGGGAAAUCUCGGAAAUUCUUAAAUACUGUAAUCACAGACGUUUAGCCGUCUGUGUGCAGGGUGGCAAUACGGGUUUGGUGGGCGGUUCUGUGCCUGUAUGCGAUGAAAUUAUUCUCUCAAUGGCACGUUUAAAUAAAAUCCUUAGUAUUGACGACAUUACGGGGAUUGUGGCUUGUGAGUCGGGUGUUAUUUUGGAAAAUUUGGAUGCAAAAAUACGUGAAGCAGGCUAUGUGGUACCCUUGGACUUGGGUGCCAAAUCUAGUUGCCACAUUGGGGGAAACGUUUCCACCAAUGCCGGUGGCUUAAGAGUUAUACGUUAUGGUAACCUGCAUGGUUCGGUAUUGGGUGUGGAGGCGGUUCUUGCCAAUGGACAAAUUUUGGAUUUAAUGUCAGAUUUCAAAAAAGAUAAUACCGGCUACCAUUUAAAGCAUCUCUUUAUUGGAUCUGAGGGCACAUUGGGUGUGGUAACGAAAGUGGCCAUAUUAUGUCCUGCUGUAUCUGAUUCUGUACAUUUAGCAUUUUUGGGUUUGAAUUCCUUUGAAGCGGUCCUGCAGACCUUCAAAAAUGCUAAGCGUUAUUUAGGCGAAAUCUUAUCAUCUUGUGAAAUGAUUGACUCUAUCUCCUUGGCUGCCAGUGUGGAUAAUCUAAAGCUGAAAUCUCCCAUUGCAGGUUAUCCCUUUUAUAUGCUUAUCGAAACCUCUGGCAGUAAUAAUGAGCACGAUAUGGAAAAACUAAAUAAGUUCCUUCAAUUGGUCAUGGACAAGGGGGAUGUUAUUGAUGGCACCUAUACCGGAGAGCCUAGUAAAAUGCAAGAAAUUUGGAAAUUACGUGAAGUUCUAGCCCCAGCUAUGACCAAGGAUGGUUAUCUAUUUACAUAUGAUUUGUCUCUACCUUUGCGAUCUUUUUACGACAUAGUCAAGGUGGUCGAAGCACGUGUGGGUCAUAUGGCCAAACGGGUUUGUGGAUUUGGCCAUUUGGGUGAUUUGAAUCUUCACCUGAAUGUUACCUGUGGAGAAUAUUCCAAUGAUUUAUAUCAUCAAUUGGAGCCAUUUGUAUUUGAAUUGACCUCUAAGUUGGGUGGUUCCGUCAGUGCAGAACAUGGUAUGGGAUUUUUGAAAUCGAACUAUUUGAAAUAUUCCAAGAGUACAGAAGCCAUUGCCAUGAUGCGUGAUAUAAAACACAUGUUAGAUCCAAAUAAGAUUUUAAAUCCUUAUAAAAUUUUAAAUUAAGAAAAAACAAAAAAAUACAAAUUGUAUUAUUUUUAAUGCUCCAGA